GUCGCUUCCUCGCCCUGGCUCUUCACACCGGCAACAGAUCUCUACCUGUUGCGCGCCCACCAUUUUCAAGUCCGCCAUCGCUGCCCUUCAUGGAUCGCGCCGGCUCGUUCGCAAUCUCCGGAUAUCAGCACGUUUACAUCUGACCUCGCGCACUGUGGUCACCACCGACCGGGUUAUAGGCGCUCUAUGACGAGCGCCAUUCUCUAACAUGGAACCCACAGGCGAUCAGGCCCUUGCCAAGGCCAAUGCUCUCGAGCAAGAAUUCACCCACACGCUGCAGGCUGCCGAAUCUGCCUUGGAUACUGUGUUUCUAGUCUUGCAGCAAUACCGCGCGGCGGCCGCGCAUGCUCUCGCUACUGACUUUAUGUCUGCACGCGCCGGAGAUGUUGAAGUACGCCUUUGGAACGCUCACAAUCGCCUGAACGUCCGCCUGCGCAAGCAGCUUAGUAAGCUGCGCAAGGACCGCUCUAGCAAGCCCGUGGAGACGCGCAAGUUCAUCAAGACCUACCUCGAGUUCCUAAAGGACAGCCAACGCUUCUAUAGAGACUACAUUCAGAAGCUGAAUGCCAGAUUUGGCGGCAUCCAAGACCUGGAGCGCAUCGCUCGCCGAGUCAGAUCCGAUCCUGUGCCAAAGUCCUCGAAGAGACCUUUGUCUUCCCACGUUCAAGCCGCCGUUAUCCUAUCCUGUCACCAAACCUUGAUUUACCUUGGCGAUCUGUUUCGCUACCGCGCUGCUGAGAGGCUCGACAAAGAACCCGACUGGGGCCCAGCUAUUGGCUACUAUGCUCUGGCUGCGUCCCUGCGCCCCGACUCUGGACUCGCUUUUCACCAACAAUCUGUGGUUGCCUUUGAGCAAGGCGACUAUCUACGUUCUACAUACUACCUUUACCGUUCCAUCAACGUGGUUGAACCCCACCCAAAUGCCAUUCCAAAUCUGGAAUUGCAGUUCAAGAAGAUCACUACCGGGUGGCAGAAGGGCGAUCUGGUGCCCAAGCACUCUCCUAAGGAUCAGGUCGCUUCCCGUAAGGCUCUGCUAUCUUGGUUCAUUCGUUUCCACAGCCUUAGCUACAAUGGUCAGUUGUUCCCUGGCUACGACGAGCUCGAGCGUGAAGUUCUGAGCCGCACGAUUACCGAGAUAAAAGGACGUACACUGGAUGGCGUUCUGUCCAAAAUGAGUCUGAUCAACUUCUGCGCUCAGGCCACAGCUGGCAAUCAAUUCGAAAGCAAGCCUGAUCAACACAAGUUCAUGCAGUCGUAUUUCUUCUUCCUACGACUCAACGUGAAAUUCUUCACAGCGAUCCUGCAGACUUAUCAUGAUGAUCUCGGAGAGCAUAUUCAGGAGCACACUACAACUUCGGAUCUUACCGACAGAAUCACGGAUGUGGCACGGCAUGUUCUGCCUGCUCUACGUCUCUACAGUACUUGGCUGCUCAGUAACGCUCACAUAGUUACAGCACGCGUUGGCGACGGACCUAUUCAAGAAGCCAUGGAUCGUUUCUGGCACGUAUAUGCCAGAACCCUGUCUGCUGUGGCGUCGAGCUUCUCGUUCAGAGAGCUCAGCGAAGUUCCAUACCAGCUUGAGGAAGACGUCAAUGCCUAUGGCCUUAGACCCCUAAACUCUGACAGAUCGUGCAAAGUCUGGCUACAUGUUGCGACCGGAGAGUCCAAGGCGAAAUACGACGACGAGGGCGUGACGCGUCUGAAAAUUGAUGAAGAGAUGCUUGGAAGAAUCCGCGAACUUCUCUUUGAUGCGUUGUUGCUCGCUGUGGACAAGGACGUGCCCAUCACCUUUGACGGUUCACAAUUUAUCCCCCAGGAUGGUCAGCUGAUAGAUUCAGCUGCGGAUGUAGUCUUGGUGCAUGACACUGCGACUGUUAUUGCUCAGCAGGAAACCGCUGCCACGAAACGCACACCACAAGCUCCUGUAUCAUCUGGUCCAACGAACACUAGUAGCAAACAGCUCAACCGAGAGGCUCAACUUAGUCGAAUGGUCGACGAUCUCGUCGGACCUGACGAAGAUGAUGACCUCGUCCCUGCCGCGCUCGGACAAGAUUCUCUCGGCAUUACUGGCCACAACAAUAUCACUUCGCUCAGGGGCAUUUCGCCGUGUACUCUCCAGGGUGUUCGUACGCCCGACACGCGGACAGAAGCUUGGCAGCUACCCCUGAGCCCAACUGGACCUCCUGCGCAGCGAUUGUACUCGGUUUCCAAUAUAUGGAAUGACACACCAGCACGAGAAAUCAGUCCAAUCACCCCAUACGGGAGUGCACCUCCUGGUUUACCUGCCAGAACUUCGAAUGCCCACUCUCGUGUCAAUUCAACCAGCUCGGUUCGAAGUCCGCUUCAACAUCUAGAUGGAUUGUCCUCGUUCGAGCCAACACCCAAUCUCAACAAUAACGUUUCCCGUGGAGACCGGUAUCAUAGUUUCUCAGGACACUAUGCAGGCAUGCAAAGCCCUCUUCUCUUUGGAGCGGGCACGUCACCAUGGAGCACGGGACCUAGGAAAUCAGUUCCGAAUGUCACACCUCCUAACGGUCAAGGUGGCUGAAUUUCUAAGGGUGUCUUGACAAGGCUGAAAAACGCAGCAUCCUAUCGAUCCUGUUCGCAUCCAAGAGCCUCUGGCAUAAACUGACAAGCUGCGUUGGUCCCUAAGGAAAGGCAUGUGUCCGAGGAUACUUUGCUGUGAAGAACGAAGACUUACAGGAGUCCGGGCAUCUCCUUGAGUGCAAUCCUCACAUUAUCAGACUCACAUUA
Messenger RNA from Aureobasidium subglaciale EXF-2481, 2754 nucleotides. RefSeq lists its product as uncharacterized. Bases 209 to 2548 code for a protein of 779 amino acids. The transcript has 6 exons. Gene Ontology annotation, molecular function: protein binding; telomeric repeat DNA binding; telomerase RNA binding. Lineage: Eukaryota; Fungi; Ascomycota; Dothideomycetes; Dothideales; Saccotheciaceae. The record is from RefSeq and is a predicted model, not a curated record. Gene Ontology annotation, biological process: nuclear-transcribed mRNA catabolic process, nonsense-mediated decay. Gene Ontology annotation, cellular component: telomerase holoenzyme complex.